AUGGUUAUUGGGAACCACCAUCAAUCAAUACCAAUCCCAGAGACACUCCACUCGCUCCCCGGAGGGCAUGUUGCUGUCCUGGCGGGCGACGAGCUCCCACCUCCACGUGGUGCCCGCUGGGAACUCUCAGAGCAACAGUUUGGCUAUCUCCGAGUGCCAGGAGGAGCUCAACAACGCGAUCUUCCCCCUUUUCACGACGCGCUGACGCGCCGAAAGCCGAGUCUCCGAACCUCACGAAACACCAAUAUACAGAACCAGGACCUGAGAGGAAGUCGUGCCCCCUCACACGUCCGCCCCCACGAUGGAGAACGGAACUUGUCACCCCGUUCGUCCUGCCCGACAACGGUUUACGGCUUGGACAUUGACGACGACACGCUGGGCUCGGGGCAGAGCCGGUUAUAUGGUUCAUGGGCUCAACAUAUGGACGACGCAAUCACAACGAAGCCAACAACAUUAACACCCAAAAAACACUAUCAAAAACACCACCAACAGCUCAGAACGUCAAGCCGAUCCUUACAAUAUUUUGCAACUUCACAGUUGAUUUGCGUCCCAACAGAUGUUCAUGCCAAAAGACGCGUCCCAGACAUGUCCUUCUGUCACGAAACAUCUGCGUGA
This is a messenger RNA of Penicillium canescens, 615 nucleotides long. RefSeq lists its product as uncharacterized. Bases 1 to 615 code for a protein of 204 amino acids. The record is from RefSeq and is a predicted model, not a curated record. The transcript has a single exon. NCBI's taxonomy places the organism in Eukaryota, Fungi, Ascomycota, Eurotiomycetes, Eurotiales, Aspergillaceae.